This is a messenger RNA of Penicillium canescens, 1833 nucleotides long. Its product is annotated as putative amino acid transporter. Bases 1 to 1833 code for a protein of 610 amino acids. Gene Ontology annotation, molecular function: L-amino acid transmembrane transporter activity. The transcript has 2 exons. The record is from RefSeq and is a predicted model, not a curated record. Gene Ontology annotation, biological process: amino acid transmembrane transport. Gene Ontology annotation, cellular component: membrane. Lineage: Eukaryota; Fungi; Ascomycota; Eurotiomycetes; Eurotiales; Aspergillaceae.
AUGUCGAACGCCUACACACAAGGCAACAGGAAUGGCAACCUCGCUCCUCGAGACUCGCUAGAACUCGCCUCCCUCGCAUCCUCGUCCCCCGUCUCUGUAGGCUCCUCGCGCUCCUCCUCCCCAGAUGGCAUCUCCUCAUCCCGCAAGCUCUCCCUCGAGGACGAAGAUCCCCUAGGGGAGUCGCAUCGGGAUGUCGAACUCGAAUCGGGUCACCAGAGGGGUCUCCGGUCAUAUUCCAUUUCCUCGGCAUUUGAUUUUGGACGUACGCUUUUCCCGCUGUCGCAAACACAGGGCGGAUAUGCGCCGGUUGGGACUCCGUCGGCGGACCGACAGGUGGAUGGAUCGCUGGAGCGGAAUAAGACACUGACAUAUUUGAAUGGGCUGUCGCUUAUUGUUGGGCUCAUUAUUGGUUCUGGUAUCUUCUCUUCGCCGAGUCAGGUCAAUGCCAACGCCGGGUCGCCAGGCGCCUCGCUCAUUGUUUGGGCUGUGGCUGGUCUAUUAGCCUGGACGGGUGCUGCGAGCUAUGCGGAGCUGGGAGGAGCUAUUCCGCUCAAUGGUGGCUCGCAGAUUUAUCUGUCCAAGAUCUUUGGAGAGCUCCCGGGUUUCCUCUUUACAUGGUGUGCCGUGUUGGUGUUGAAGCCUGGGUCUGCGGCGAUCAUAUCGAUCAUCUUCGGUGAAUAUGUCGUGCGUGCCUUUGUGGGUGCCGAUGUGGGAGAUGUCAGUCCCUGGAUCAAUAAGGGUGUUGCAUUUGGUGGCCUUUUGACGGUCACUCUGUUCAACUGUAUAUCCACCAAGUUCGCAACCCGUAUUGGAGAUAUGUUCAUGUUCUUCAAAUUUGUGGCUCUGUUGGGAGUCACCGUCAUUGGUGUUAUAGUCGCCGUGACUGGCCUUUCGUCCGGAGGAGAUGCGAAUGAGGAAUGGAAGACGACAGGAUGGUUUGAGGGCACCAACACGGAGAUCUCAGACUUUGCAGUUGCCUUGUAUGCAGGACUAUGGGCAUUUGACGGCUGGGACAAUACCAACUACGUGACUGGCGAGUUCAAGAAUCCCAACCGCGACCUGCCUCGGGUCAUCCACACAGCGAUGCCACUGGUCAUACUGUCAUAUCUACUCGCAAACGUCUCAUACUUCCUCGUUCUGCCUCACUCCACUAUCGAGGCAAGCAACACCGUCGCUGUGCAAUUCGGCGCAAAAGUCUUCGGCGCUGCAGGAGCUUUAAUCCUCGCUCUAGUCGUCUCAGCCAGCUGUUUCGGAGCCCUUAACGCAACAACCUUCACAAGCGGUCGUUUAGUCUACGCAGCCGGAAAAGAAGGCUACCUCCCUUCAUUAUUUGGCCGCAUUGGCCUCUCCGCCACUCCAUCAACAGGUCCCCCAGCAGGCAGCCGACUACGCCGCCGCUCUUGGGCUCGCAAAUCUCUCUCCCGAGUCUUCGGUGAUCAAGCCACCCUCGGCCUCACACCCAUCUAUGCCAUGGCCUUCAACGGCGCUCUCACUACCAUAUACAUCGUUGUCGGCGAGUUCGGCACCCUGGUUACUUUCUACGGUGUAGCAGGAUACACCUUCUACUUCCUCACGGUACUCGGUCUCAUUGUCCUCCGCAUCCGCGAACCACACCUGGAACGACCUUACCGCACCUGGAUCACUACCCCAAUCAUCUUCUGCUGCGUCAGUCUAUUCCUCCUUAGCCGAGCAGUCAUCGCCGAACCCCUGCAAACCCUCAUCGUGGUCGCGUUCAUCAUCACCGGUGUACCAGUCUACUACUGGCGUAUCCACAAGCGAGAUGGCCGCAUCGACUUCCCCAGCUGGAAAUUCUGGAAGCGUGGUUCCCGAUAA